Messenger RNA from Ostertagia ostertagi, 1209 nucleotides. Lineage: Eukaryota; Metazoa; Nematoda; Chromadorea; Rhabditida; Trichostrongylidae. The record is from the annotation of a GenBank genome assembly.
AUGCUCGUUAGACGUAGUCGUGCUCUUGUUAAGCCUAAUAUCGCAAAGGCAUCGAACUCGGAGAACAUCAGCCGAGAAAGUUACUUCCUGCCUCUAAAAGUGACACUGAAUCUGCCGAUGCUGUUCCUGCCGUUGAGCCUGCUGAGUGUUCAGAUAAUUCACAUGCGAUCGAAGAAACCUCAGAAAUUUUUAAUGACACUGCCGCAGCCACGAGGAUUUGAUAUUGCUGAAUUACGGAACAAAAACGUCAGACCUAGAAAAAAGUUCUCUGGUGAUGAGCAGUUAGACCCGAAGAAAAUGCGCAUGAUGGAUAUGAUAUACUGGAAUCCCAAAAAGGAGAAAGCCAUGACCCGACGCCACGUGGAGACAGAGUCCGUGAGGUCUGCAGUCUGUGAGGAAAAACAGUCUUCCAUUGAAAAACUCAACAACAGCGGCAGUAAAUCGGCAGCCACAGACGGCCGACUUGUGAUCGACGAGAAAAGUUUAGUUAUUGCUGAAACCGUUACCGAUGAUUCCGUUUGGGAAACCAUAGACGAGGACCGAGUAUCUCGAAAAGUUACUUCACUCUCGUUCCGGAAUCGCCUAUGGCGCAAAGGUACAACCUGGACGGAAAAGGAAAAAACUGGUUAUGUUACUGCGUAUCUUUCUACUGUGUUGGGGCUACUUAUGGAACGAUAUUCAGAAAUUCUUCGGUGUACGGGCCCGGACUUUGGAUUGAUGCACGAAUUUUUUCCAACGCGAGCUCGCAAUGAGCUCAAGACCAAGUUCAAUCGAGAAGAGAGGAAUAAUUGGGAAAAACUGAAAGAGGUUAUGGGUAAACCAGCUUUACUAGACGACGAUCUUUACGAGAGGGCUGCCACCCUGCAGAAGGAAAUAGAAGAAGAAGCACUCAAUAAGAAAUUCAAGAAAGUCAAGGAUUUAGAAAGGGAGAAGGCGAAGUUAGAAAAGGCGAUGAAGGAAACGCCGUUUAUGGAAGAGCCUUUUAUGGAAGAUCUUAUGGAAAAGCCAAUCAAGGAAAAGAAGAAGAGAAAGAAGCCUGAGGAACGAGAGUGGGAUGAAAACACAGCGGAUUUAGUUGAAGAGGCUGCUACACUCAUUCGUGAACUAGAAAGAGAGUCCGCUGAACGCGAUGAUGAUGAGGAGGACGAUGCUGAACCAGGUUGCUCAGAAGAACCAGUCGUGGAAGUUAGACGGUCAGGAAAGGACUAA